Molecule: messenger RNA, 3873 nt
Organism: Owenia fusiformis
Lineage: Eukaryota; Metazoa; Annelida; Polychaeta; Sabellida; Oweniidae
Source: the annotation of a GenBank genome assembly
UCCUUCCUCGCUUCCUUCCUUCUUUGAUUCCUUGCUUCAUUCCUUCCUUGCUUCCUACUUCAUUCCUUCGCUUCCUCCCUUCCUAGCUUCCUUCCUUCCUCACUCCCCUCCUUUUUUUAUUGCUCCUUCCAUGCUUCCCUCCUCGCUUCCUUCCUUCCCCCUUCCUUGCUUCCUCGCAUUCUUGCAUCCUUCCUUCCUUCCUCGCUUCCUUCUUUCCAUCCUUGCUUCCUUCCUUCCUUUCUUGCAUCCUCCCUUCCUCGCUUCCUCCCUUCCUUGCUUCCUCACUUCCUUCCUUCUUCGCUUCCUCGCAUCCUUCCUUCCUCGCUUCGUUCCUUCCUUGUUUCCUUCCUUCCUUGCUUCCUCGCUUACUUCCUUCCUUCCUUCCUUGCUUCCUCGCUUACUUCCUUCCUCGCAUCCUUCCUUCCUUGCUUCCUCCUUUCCUUGCUUCCUCCCUUCCUUGCUUCCUCGCUUCCUUCCUUCCCGGCUUCCUUCCUUCCUUGCUUCUUUCCUUCCUCGCUUCCUACCUUCCUUUCUUCCUCGGCUUUUUUUUUAUCUUGCUUCCUUCCUUCUUUGCUUCCUUCCUUCCUCGCAUCUUUCCUUUCUCGCUUGCUUCCCACCUUGCUUCCUCGCUUCCUUUCUUCCUCGCUUCAUUCCUUCCUCGCUUCCUCGCCUCUCUCUUUCAUCGCUUCCUUCCUUCCCUCCUUGCGUCCUCGCUUCCUUCCUUCCUCGCCUCUUCUUUUCUUGCUUCCUUCCGUCCUCGCAUCUUUCCUUCCUCGCUUCCUUCCUACCUUGCUUCCUCGCUUCCUUCCUUCCUUGCUUCCUCGCUUCCUUCCGUAUCCGCAUCUUUCCUUCCUCGCUUCCUUCCUACCUUGCUUCCUCGCUUCCUUCCUUCCUUGCUUCCUCGCUUCCUUCCUUCCUGGCUUCCCUCUUUCCUUCCAUGCUUUUUUCCUUCCUCGCUCCCUUUCCUCCUUCUUUGUUUCCUCGCUUUCUUCAUAAAUUUCUUCCUCACUUCCUUUCCUCCUUCCUUCCUUGCUUCAUUCCUUCCUUCCAUGCUUCCUCGCUUCCUUCCUUCGUCGAUUCCUUCCUUCCUCACUUCCCUCCUUUAUUCCUUGCUUCCUUCCUUCCUCGCUUCCUUUUUUCCUCCUUCCUUGCAUCCUCGAUUCCUUCGUUUUUUCCUCGCGUCCUUCCUUUUUUGCUUCAUUCCUUCCUUGCUUCCUCGCUUCCUCCCUCGCUUCCUUCUCUCCUCCUUCCUUGCUUUCUUCUUUCCUUGCUUCCUCGAUUCCUUCCUUCCUAACUUGCAUCCUCCCUUCCUUGCUUCCUCUCUUCCUCACUUCCUUCUUUCCUCCUUCCUUGCUUCCUCGUUUCCUUCAUUCUUUCCUCGCAUUGUUCUUUUGUCGCUUCAUUCCUUCAUUGCAUCCUUCACUCCUUGCUUCCUUGCUUUCUCGCCUUCUUCCUUCUUUCUUUACUUACUACCUUCCUUGCUUUUUUCCUUCCUUCCUUUCUUGCGUCUUUGCUUGCUUCCUUCCUUCCUUGAUUUAUCGUUUCCUUCCUUCUUUGCUUCCUGGCUUCCUUUCUUCCUCAUUCCCUUCCUUGCUUCCUUCCUUACUUUCUCAGUUCCUUCCUUCCUUGCUUCCUCGCAUCGUUCCUUCCUUGUUCCCUCGCUUCCGUCCUUUCAUUCUUCCUCAGUUCCUUCCUUCCUUGCUUCCUCGCUUUCUUCCCUCCUUGCUUUCUCGUUUCCUUGCUUCCUUCCUUUCUUCUUUGCUUCCUCGUGUCCUUCCUUCCUCGCAAUCUUUCCUUCCUCACUUCCUAUCUUGCUUCCUCGCUUCCUUCCUUCAUCGCUUCAUUCCUUCCUUGCUUCCUCGCUUCCUUCUUUCCUCAUUUCCCUCUUUCCUUUCCUUGCUUUUUUCCUUCCUCGCUCCCUUCUUUUCCCCUUCUUUGCUUCCUCGCUUCCUUCACAAAUUUUUUCCUCACUUCCUUCCUUUCUUCCUUCCUUCCUUGCUUCAUUCCCUCCUUCCAUGCUUCCUCGCGUCCUUCCUUGCUUCCUCGCUUUCUUCCUUGCUUCCUCGCUUCCUUCUUUCCUUGCUUCCUCGCUUCCUUCCUUCGUCACUUCCCUCCUUCCUUGCUUUCAUCCUUCCUCGCUUCCUUCUUUCCUCAUUCCUUGCUUCCUCGCUUCUUUCGUUUUUUUCCUCGCGUCCUUCCUUUCUCGCUCCAUUCCUUUCUUGCAUCUCUUGCUUCCAUCUUUCCUUCUUCCUUGCUUCCUCGCUUCCUUCUUUCCUUGCUUCAUCGCUUCCUUCCUUCCUCACUUCCCUCCUUCUUUCCUUGCUUCCUUCCUUCCUCACUUCCUCCUUUCCUCCUUCCUUGUUUCCUCGUUUCCUUCAUUCUUUCCUCGUGUCCUUCAUUUCUCGCUUCUUUUUUUCCUUGCUUUCUUCCCUCCUUGCUUCCUAGCAUUCUCGCCUUCUUCCUUCCUUCCUUCCUUACUUCCUUGCUUUUUUCCUUCCUUUCCUUGCGUAUUUGCUUGCUUCCUUCCUUCCUUGCUUCCUCGUUUCCUUCCUUCUUUGCUUCCUGGCUUCCUUUCUUCCUCGCUUCCUUACUUCCUAGCUUCCCUGCUUAAUUCUUUACUCGCAUCGUUCCUUCCUUGCUCCCUCGGUUCCUUCCUUCCUUUCUUCCUCAGUUGCUUCCUUGCUUACUUCCUCGCUUUCUUCCCUCCUCGCUUUCUCGUUUCCUUGCUUCCUUCCUUCUUUACUUCAUUGCUUCAUUGCUUCUUUCCUUCCCUCCUUCCUUCCUUUUUUCCUUCCUUGCUUACUUUUAUUACUCCCACCUUCACUUCUUCGAUUUACUUCCACCAUUCCUUCUUUACUUGCUUGCUAACUCAAUUACUUACUUCUAUGCAUGUUUACUUCCUCACGUCCUUGCUUGCUUUCUUGAUUAUUCACAUUCCUUCAUAUGGCAGUGGAAAGACAAAUUUUGAUGAAAACCAGCAAACGAACAAAAGAACGAGGAAAGAACGCACGGAUGGACAGAAGAACAGCCGAAAAAACAAUGAAUGAACAAACGGACGGAUAGGCGACCAAAAGAACGCAUGAAGGAAAGAUAGAAGAAAACAAUUUACAAAAGAUCGAACCCACGCACGCAAGAACGUAGUUACAAACGAACGCACGAAUGAACGCACGCACGAACGAACACACAAACGAACGCAAAAAGAACGAACAGACGAGCGCACGCAUGAAUGGACGGUUGAACGAAAGAACGCACGGACGAACGGACGGCUAGACGGACGAACCCACGAACGAAAGGGCAGUCAGACGAAAGCAAGCACAAACGGACGGUCAGACGAACGCAUGGGAUGCACGCACGAACGAACGAAUGGACGGUCGGACGAACGCUGCCACGAACGCAUGAUUGGGCGAUGCACGCACGAAUGAUCAAUCGGUCGGAUGAACGCACGCAUGAACGAACGUACCUUCGGACGAACGCACGCACGAACGAAUGGUCGGUUGAAUGCACGCACGAAUGAACGGUCGGACAAAGAAACCAAUAAAAUAUAUGUGUCCUCAGAAGUAAAAUCCUUGGAAUAGUUAAUUAUGUAGAAUGUACAUUUAACUCCGAAAUAUACAAAGUUUAUUUACAUAUAAAAAUUUGAUCAUGCCGCUGACAGAUGGAAUAGACUGCCUGAAGUUGAAGAAGAAAUAUUUGUGAUGUUGCCAUAGAAUGAUAUGUUAUGUGAUUGUCAUUAAUACGUUAUUUGCACAUUCGUGUACGUUCAUAUAAAGAAGCUCACUAUAUUCAUGGAAUAAUGAUGAAGCUUUCCUCGUGAUCGAAGCGGGUAGUCGUGAAAUUUGCUCGUGUUUUCAGCGGGGUCUCCUCAUGUUUUCA